Sinocyclocheilus grahami is the source of this 1612-nucleotide messenger RNA. RefSeq names its product rho GTPase-activating protein 20-like. The record is from RefSeq and is a predicted model, not a curated record. Gene Ontology annotation, molecular function: GTPase activator activity. Lineage: Eukaryota; Metazoa; Chordata; Actinopteri; Cypriniformes; Cyprinidae. The annotation marks the transcript as partial. The transcript is spliced from 14 exons. Gene Ontology annotation, biological process: regulation of Rho protein signal transduction; signal transduction.
GGUUGGGUGGGUAAAGUUCCUCAAACCAAGAUCCAGACAACUUCUCAUCAGGAUUUAGGGAAGCCUUGCCGAGGAUGAUUGAGGGAUAUGGAUGAAAAUGAGUCCACAUCAGAAGGUCUCAAACGGCACUGACCUUCAAUCUACCAGAAGUGGACCGGUGACCAGGCCUGUGGAUGAAAAGAAAAUGAAGUCCACAAUUCCAAGAAGAAAAAAUGCUGUUAUUAAAGCUUUCAGCAAAACCAGACAAAGUGAUGAGUAUGGGGCAUGUAAUGUAUCCCAAAAUGCAGUGCUGUUGAUGGAAGCCCACGUUCACCUUACCAUCGGCUUGCAGUCAAGAGAGAGACUUCUGCUGCUUUUCACAGAUUCGCUUAUCAUCGCCAAAACUAAGUCUCUGUAUCUAAAGCUGAAGGCUCGUGUUAGCCUCCCAGACAUAUGGCUGGCAUCCUGUGUUCAUUUCAUCACAGACAGGAAGCUCACCACCAAGAACUCAUUUGUGAUUGGCUGGCCGGCUACCAACUAUGUCGUCACUUACAGCUCAUCAGAAACAAAGGAGAGAUGGUUACAUGCUCUUCACUGGCACACCAGCAGAGCCAGGCAAAAAGUCUUGCCAAAUGCCAUUCUUCUCUACGUCCUGCUGAUUUGCCAUCCAGAUGACAACAGCUCAGAGACCGUUGCUGUGGCAGUGGACGUGAGCACGACCACAGAAAAUGUGGUUCAGUACAUCAUGCAGCAGUGCAAACUAUUGGGUGAAGUCUCGGACUACCAGCUGUGUGUAAACUAUGAAAAAGAAGAGGAAACAUACCCCCUUAUUGGCCAUGAGCUACCAUUUUUCAUCUUGCAUCACUCCCUGAGAAGUCAGCAAGAUCAAUGUCACAUGCCCAGUGAGCCCGUGCAGGAAGCCUUUAGUUCUGGCCAGCAGACAGAGGCUCCUCCCAAGACCCCUCACUUCAUGCUAAAAAACAGAACACACUCUCCUAGAGGUGCUUUGCUGAAACAUAAAAGGAAAAGGUCUCUGAUUGAUUGGGCUCUGAGGAGGGGACACUUUAACCAAUCUGAUGGCCAAUCUGACCCGCAAACUGCCUCUCACAAGCUAUUUGGCCAGCCUCUUUCUUCCAUUUGUCCUGAUGGAAACCUGCCCAAGCCAGUAAUGGACCUGCUGUAUCUGCUGUUCUGUGAGGGUCCAGAGACCCGUGGAAUCUUCCGUCGUUCAGCAAAUGCCAAAAACUGUAGAAUCCUGAAGGAGCGAAUUAAUUCUGGGCAAAGUAUUUCACUGCAUGAACAAUCAGUGUUCGUCUCUGCAUCUCUAGUUACGGAGUUUUUACGCAAACUGCCUGGUGGUGUUUUGUGCUGUGACUUAUAUGAGGACUGGAUGGAAGUUCUACAGACUGAGGAUCAACAAGAAAGACUUAACAGAGUCAGAAGUUUGAUUGCACAGUUGCCGGAGGAGAAUGUCACCUUGCUGUGUCUCUUAUUUGGAGUGCUACACAGGAUACACACUCACUCGGAGGUGAAUCAGAUGACAGCAACAAACCUGGCACUUUGCAUUGCACCCAACAUGCUCUGGAGAUCUUCCCAAAUUAGCCCUGACAAAGAGGGACAGAGUGUGUUGCAG